AAAGUUAGUGAAGUUAUUAUGUAUCCGUAUCAACAGCAACAACCCCCUGGACCACCAGGGCAGCCAGGGCAGCCAGGGCAACCAGGCGCGGCUGGAUUUAACCCUCAGCACUCUGUAGGCUCAAUGGGAACACCACAGCGCCCAAACGCUGUACAACAGGGCCAAGGAGGUGGUUUUCAGGCACCUAGUGCGCAAUCGGGUAUGCCUCCAUCACAACAACAACAACCACAGAAUCCCAUGGCAGUCCCACAUCACCCCACCGGACCGAGUGCACACUUACAAGCAGCCACGCAACACGUAGGAGGCUUCCAGUCGCAGCCGACCAGUGCAUCUGGGCUCAAUCCGAACUUCUCAUCUCAGCAACAGCCACAGCAACAAAUACAGCAAAACAAUGCAUUCCAGUCAGCUAUACAUACCCCACAGGCGCCCAGUACAACCCAGCCACCGCCUGGGGGUAACCCUGGCAACGGAGGCGGCUUGGGUAGUCCCUCAGGGCCUCCGAGUGCGAAUAUGCCGCAUGCAGCCUCCAAUCCAGCAGUGAACAGGCUACCACCUACUUCCUCCCCAGCAGCACCCCCUACCGUAAGCUCACCUGGCAGCCAUAUGCAGAAGUCAGCGUCAACACAUUCUAUGGGCUCACUAUCCGCGCAAUACACCCACUUGAGGCCUAAGCAAAGCGACCGUGGAUGGAAUGACCCUCCUACAGCCUUGUUUGGUGCCACAACUGCUUCUGCAGCCAAUUCAAAGGAAACAAAGAACAAAAGGCGAAACAUGCGGCCUUCUGCCGCUUCCCAGCAUGCGCAGAUGUACGGAGAUACCGCACAGCAAGGUUAUGCGCAGCCACAGGGCAAUAACUCGCCGCAGGCAGGACAGUUCCAACAGCCGAGCAUGAUGCAAUCUCCGAACAGUGGGAAUUUGACAAUGGGUAUGCCGCCCGGCUCAAACAAUCAGUACGGAGGAUACCAAGCUCAACAGCCGCAAAAUGCAAGUAUUAUGCAACCUGGUCAGGCCGGUGGACAGCAAUCUUUUGGAAGCCCGCUCCCAGGUCAGCCACCGCUACAGCCACAAGGCUUCCCGCUUCAAACACAAGCACAAGCACAACAAUCACCGCAAGGCUAUGGACAGCAACCACAACAACAAGGUUAUGCACCGCAACAGCCACAGCAGGGGUUCGUACCACACGGGAAACAAUCACAGCAGCAGUUUCCUCAGCAGGGAGGGUUCCAACCACCACACUUGCAACAGCAGCAAGCGAUGGGACAGCCUCCCCCUGGUGGUGCGCAGCCCGGUGCUCCUUACCGCUGA
Molecule: messenger RNA, 1305 nt
Organism: Sphaeroforma arctica JP610
Lineage: Eukaryota; Ichthyosporea; Ichthyophonida
Exons: 5
Coding region: 19-1305 (428 amino acids)
Source: RefSeq, a predicted model, not a curated record